AUGCAAUUCAACAUUUUGGACUUAGAGAUAUUUCGCGCACUCGCACCGCGAGCCUCUUUAGUCUUCCCCCUAACGCUCCAAACUACUUCCUAACACUCGUACUGUGUCUCGUGUACUCACUGGUUGCCGAUCCAGUCCCCUCUCGAGACACACGACUUAACACACACCACUGCCUCGGCGCUUCACCCGUUCGGCUGUACAGCUUGGCUUACGGUCGCGCCCGAACUUCGCUCCAAACUCGACCCGAAGGCGGUUCGCGUUCUUUUCACCGGCUACGACCUGGCUUCAAAAGCCUUUCGCUUCUACGACACUACGACACAGAAGAUUAUACUUGGCAGAAAUGCCACGUUCCUCGACACUGACUUCCCUGGAUUACAUGGCGACCCCACCGAGCAAGACGACGACACGCACUUCGCCAGUGCUCCCACCACCGAAUCUCAAGCCGUUGUCAAGACAUGGGCCCCACUAGUAAGGUCGGCGCACAUGGACAUCUCAUCCCCCCUUGAUGAUUCUGCCAUGAGCGCCGUUGACGUGGCCCCAGGGUACACUGGCGGAACCUUACUUAACUUCACAGAUGCCGAAUCGUCCUCGUCACCGUCGCCCGUGCCGUCCUCGUCACCGUCGCCUGCACUUUCACCGUCGUCGGCUGCGUCAUCGUCACCCUCGGCCUUACCGACCGACUCUGAAGACUCCGCCGAUCCCCUCGACCUCCUCGGCUCACAGCCCCAGGUUCGCCUCGAUCUACAGGACGUGCACCGCCCAGACUUCAGCACGUACCACGAGCCCACAUCGGCUGAGGAGUCGCCCGACGAACUCGACCUCAUUGGGCGCCACUCUCGCGACGAAUCUCCGGACGAAAUCGAUUUCCUCACCCGACACCACCGCGCCUUCAUCGCCACCGACGACGACACCUCUGACACAGAGGGAAUUCAGCCAGUCAAGUCCAUCACGAGCGACCCACAGACCUGGCGCGAGGCAAUGUCUAGCGACAAGCGUGAAGUAUGGGCCAAAGCCGCCACCGACGAGUUCACCUCCAUGCGCGACGACUUCAAGGUCUUCACUAUCGAGGACCGAGCCACGGUGCCCGCGGGUGCGACUAUCGUUACAUCCAAGUUCGUCUGGAAAACGAAACGGAACGCACUCGGCGAAGUCACUGGACACAAGGCAAGGCUGGUCGCGCAAGGCAAUCGGCAACGCGACGGCAUCGACUUCAACGAAACGUUCGCACCGGUCGCACGCUUCUCCUCGAUACGCUCACUCCUCGCGCUGGCGGCCGCCAACGGCUUGCACGUGCACCAGGCGGACAUCGACAAAGCAUAUCUGCAUGGCGACCUUGACCACGACAUCUGGAUGACGGCACCGCGCGGCUUCGACCUUCCCAGCGACAAGGUGCUUCACCUGCGACGCUCCAUCUACGGGCUCAAACAGGCUGGUCGAAUCUGGAAUCGACACAUCGACGCUUCGCUUCGGGCCCUCGGUUACACGGCGACGGGCACCGACCACUGCGUAUACUCUCGCCUCGAUGAUCGUCAAUGUCCACACUACAUCGCACUGUACGUCGACGACCUCCUGAUGAUCAGCCCGGACCUGGCCGAAAUCGAACGUGUCAUCUCAGGCCUGGAACAACGCUACGGAGUCAAGCGCCUCGGCCCGGCCGAGUAUAUCCUCGGCAUCCAGAUCAGGCGGUUCGACGACGGCUCUAUCGCCCUAUCCCAGGAACGGUACAUCAUGGACGUGCUCGCUCGGUUCCACUUCGACACCACGACUCGCGGCACUACAGUUCCGAUGACUCCCGGCCUUUCGCUCACUGCUAUCCCGGGUCAAGGCACCGAACGGAUCAGGUCAUGGUAUCUGCAGGCUAUCGGCUCGCUCCUCUACAUUUCGCUCGGCACCCGCCCUGACAUCGCCUUCGCCGUGUCCUACCUGGCCCGCUUCGCCAACAACCCCGGUCGUCGUCAUUGGAUCACGGUCCAGCACAUCCUACGCUAUCUCCGGGCCACGUAUCGCAACGAACUCGUGUAUGCUCGCGGCCAGGCUCGCAUCACGGGUGUGGUAGGCUACUCCGACGCGAACUGGGGGGCCUGCAUCGACACAUUGGUGUCCACCAUGGGCUACGUCUUCUACAUCACUGGCUCGGCUGUGUCCUGGUCGUCCAAACGCCAGUCUCGAGUUGCCGAUUCGACCACUGACGCUGAAUACCUCGCCCUCUCGCAUGCUGGCAAGGAAGGGAUUUACCUCAGUCAGCUGCUCGAAGAGCUCCAUGUCCAACCUGUUGCACCGGCUCACAUCUUUACUGACAACAAAGCCGCUGCUGCAGUUGCUCACGAUCCUGUCCGCGUCUCUGGCACUCGGCACAUACGCUUGCGCGAGCACUUUGUUCGGGACAUGGUGAAUCGGGGCGACAUCUCUCUCUCGCAUGUGGGUACCAGCGACAUGGUGGCCGACAUCUUCACCAAGGCUCUCGGCCCAAAGGUCUUCUCAACGCACUGCUACGCCCUCGGCCUUCGCACUCGACACCCGCGGCUUGGGUCUGCCUCGCAUUCGCGUGGGGGGGGGGUGUGA
Microbotryum saponariae is the source of this 2562-nucleotide messenger RNA. NCBI's taxonomy places the organism in Eukaryota, Fungi, Basidiomycota, Microbotryomycetes, Microbotryales, Microbotryaceae. The record is from the annotation of a GenBank genome assembly.